GCAAAGAGCAACAUCUUCGUAAUUGAAAUGGAUUCCAUGUCAUAUAACUUCAAUAUGGAAGAUGAGAAGCCUAUUUUUACAACAGCUAGCGAUGUUACAACCACGACUACGACUGAGAGUUACACGACGACUGGCUUAGACAAUAUAACCAUCAACAGCCAAGAGGGAUCAUUCUCAGCUACAACGCCAUCGUUUCAAAGAGGAGGAAAUGAUCUUCUCAACUUACUAGCUCGGCAGGAACCAAGAGCCGCGGAUCCCGCUCCAAAUAGCACCGAAAUGGAAGACAUUCUACUGAACAUGCGACUCAAUGGCACUGACCCGCUAUUCGAUGAUAUGGAUCCAAAUCAUAACUACUUUCUGGGGGGGCGUCCAGAGUCCGUGGCAUCGUCUAAUCUGUGGAAUGAUAAUUCAAGUGUGUCGGGAGCUAGAAACGGCGAAAUGAUGGACACUUUUGACUUUCUCAUCAAAAGUUUGUCAUCUGCUAACAACUACGUGUCGAUGUUGACGCGGGAACAACUCUCGGUACUACGUUCGAUUCGACCUAGUCUCUUGUACGAGUUUCUGCAGGAGGUCGCUAAAGUUCGCAGUGAUAGAAGAAUGCGCAGGGCUCUACCUAACGAAUGCGCAUUUUGUAAGAACAACGGUGAGAAUGAAGAGUGUUACUCUUCGCAUGCACUGAAGGAUUGGCGCGGGCGUGUACUAUGUCCGGUGCUGCGUGCUUUCCGCUGUCCGCGGUGCGGCGCCACCGGUGACCGCGCUCACACAAUCAAAUACUGCCCGGAGAACUCUGAUGCUAGUUCCGAUCGUUCUGGAAGUUUGUCCGCGCGUCGUCGCGUGCCACCAUCGGCUUCAUUGGUUAUGGGCGGGACGAACAGAACAGGCUUUGGACCCCUGACUCCUAGCGCGCCAGCUUCUUCACCCGUACCUACUUCUACUUCGUUCCCGAACUCUUCAUUCUGGACAAGUUUCAGCAUGAACUAAUUUUUUAUUUGAUCGAAACUAACAGAUUCAAUUUAAAACCAAAUUAGGUAUAUUUAAUCCACUGAGUAGGUAUUUAAUUUUACAAUGUUUAAAUUUUCGAUUCAAGUUAGAGGAAAUAGUGUAUACUAAUAUUAAAAACCAUAUUCGUGAGCGCUCUAAAAAAUCUCUGACCGUGCUUGUUACAUAAUUUUGAUACAAAUAAAUAACAAAAUACCUUAACAACACCGAAGUUAAUAUUUUCUUCUUUUUUUUCCAAAACAAUUUUGUGACUCGCUCUUUUUCACCAAUUCAGGAUAUACUGUUAGUUUCGAUUUCAUAUCUAGUUAGUUUUGAAUAUCUGUCAAUGCGCUUUAACAAAAUGCAGUCCCACAGGUACUUCGAAUUAGAUUAUUUGUUAGAAAUCUAAGGAUUGAGUUACAUAAUUUCAUAAUACAUCUUUGUUCACUUUACUACACGUCGGUAGAAAAUGUGAAUGAAAUGGUUAUACAUGUGAACUAUUCCACCGUUCAAACAAAGCUAUGCUGGUCAUACAUUGUUUGAUAUAAAUACGUUGGAAUCUCAAUGUAGCUCGAUUAACGUAACGUACUUACUUACCUGCCUUUAUUUAAAUUUUUCAUUGGUACAAUUGUAUGCGUUAUCAGAUUUUCUAAGAAGUUCGUUUAUACUGAAGUUUUAAUAUAAUAUCAUCAGUCAAAUACAAUUCAAUACUACAAUUCCAAAAUUUUAAUGAAUUUAUUGUUAAUACUGAUAAUUCAUUCAAUUUUGUAUGCAAUUCAUUUUAAUGCAUUCACAACCGUAUGUUAUAAAUGUAAUUAGUGUUGUCGGUUCACGUAGGCCAAUGAAAAAUUCCUUUUCUUUGUUUUGGGUGUCGGUUUCUUAUUUUUAAAUAAAUGUUUUUGCAGUA
Molecule: messenger RNA, 1885 nt
Organism: Bombyx mori (domestic silkworm)
Lineage: Eukaryota; Metazoa; Arthropoda; Insecta; Lepidoptera; Bombycidae
Product: nanos-like protein
Exons: 7
Coding region: 28-981 (317 amino acids)
Biological process (GO): negative regulation of translation; oogenesis
Cellular component (GO): perinuclear region of cytoplasm
Molecular function (GO): zinc ion binding; mRNA binding
Source: RefSeq, marked provisional